Racocetra persica is the source of this 132-nucleotide messenger RNA. Lineage: Eukaryota; Fungi; Glomeromycota; Glomeromycetes; Diversisporales; Gigasporaceae. The record is from the annotation of a GenBank genome assembly.
AUGGGCUCUCACUAUGUUACAAAAAACGACAAAAGUGAGGCACUUCAUACAUUGACGGCCUGGUCAGCAUUAAUUAAUCGGCCUCAUCAUUACCUUAUUCCUAAUCAUAAUAUUUGGCAAGAUGCAUUUGAG